AUGUCUUCAAAAGGAGUCUACAGCACUCCGUGUUCCCAGGCGGUCACCCAUCCCAGUACUAACCGAGCCCGACGUUGCUUAACUUCAGUGAUUGGACAAGAACUGGUGCUUUCAACGUGGUAUGGCCGUAGAUAUUCUAUGGGAAUCAGAUUGAACAACGAUAAUUAUCCCAAUCAACCUUGA
Molecule: messenger RNA, 183 nt
Organism: Lottia gigantea (owl limpet)
Lineage: Eukaryota; Metazoa; Mollusca; Gastropoda; Lottiidae
Exons: 1
Coding region: 1-183 (60 amino acids)
Source: RefSeq, a predicted model, not a curated record